AUGAGAAAAAACACAUAUCAAGUACUAUCUACAUAGUUAAUAAGAUUCAAUUUAGAAAUGGUGAAACUGUUUCAUCUGAAGGAUUUUUAGAAAGUGAAAAUAAAAUUUAGAGAGUGAAUUACAUAUUUCUUCUUUCUUUAAGAGCAAUUAAAGAAAACAUCUUCUACUUUUUACUUCUGAUACUAUAAGCAUUUUCUUCUUUACCUUUAUAUUUUUUGGCGAUUCCUUUAAUUUUACAAUAAUGGAUUAUAGAUUUACAUAAUUGUUUAAAAAUAAGAAACAUGGAUAAAAUGUUAAAAGAGUAAGAGGCCAAAAUUAUAAAGUAGUGGGAUGAUUGCAUAGUUAAUAAGGAGAUAAUCUCUAAAAUUAAGGAAAGAUUAGAUUAGAAAGAUUAAAGUGAGAGUAAUAUGAGAUUAAAGAGUAAGUCUUAAUUUGAAAAGAAUUCAUAAAAUAAGAAAAUUGAGUAUGGUCAAAGUUUAAAGAAAGGAAUGUCCAGAUCAAUUAUAUGUAAUAGAAAUUAUUUAUUCAUUUUAGCAAAUGAUUCAAUACCCUUUUAAUAAAUACAAUACAAAUAACCAUAAAGUAACAAAACCCUUAAAGCAAAUGACAAUAUAAACAAAUAUAAUUAGAUGAGUCCAUUGAUUUAUAAAGAUUUGGCUUUGAAAUUACAAUAAAUUUAAAUUAUGGAAACUGAUCCAUUGAUCAUUCAAUUUAAAAAGAUGGUUCCUAGCAUAUUUCCUAAAGAUUUGAUUCAAACAACAACCAAAAUACAAUUAAAUGAGAAAUUGAAAAAAAUGGAGAAGGAUAAAAUGAAUUUAAUUAAAUCUUAAAAUGCUGAAGAGAUCAAAAUUGGUGAUGUUAUUUUAUUAUAAAGAAAUGAAAUAGCACCAUGUGAUAUAAUUGUAUUAUAUUGUAAUGAUGAAAAUUUUUGUGUUUAAUAAUAGUUAUGCGAUUAUUCUUAAUUUACUGUGAGAAAACCAGUAGUUUAGAAUAGAUGUAAAAAUUAAAUGUUAAAUUAUAGCUGAUUCAUAAACUUUGGCUUAAUUUAAGAAAUCUUUAACUGGAAAUAUAGUAUAUUCUGAACAAAAUUCUUAGAUCAAAGGUUUUUUUUAAUUAAAGAAAGAUCCAUAAUCUAAAAUGCUUGGAUUUGAUAAUUUUAUUUUCUGUUAAGAGAGAUUAUUAGCAACACCUUGGAUUUUAGGAAUUGUAGUAAAAGUAGGUAAAGGUUGUUUUUGUUUUACAAAAUUAUAAGGAAAAUUAAGAUUUGAUAAUAAUUAGUAUAUUGGAUUUUAUUUAACAAUUUGUGUAAUCAUGAUUGUAAAUAUUUAUAAAUAAUUUAGAUUUAAAUAAUAGCAUUUAAUUAGAAUGAAUAUUUGAAUGAAUUAAGAUCUAUAACAUAUAUUGUAAUUGAUAAUUGCAUCUAUUUAAUUUUGAUGGUUCCUCAUUUCUUUAAGAUAUAUUAUAAUAUUUGUAGUUUAUUUUAGUUAAAAAUAAUUGGUACUAUUGAUUAAAAAUAAAUAAUGUCAUGUCAUAUUGAUAGAUAUUUGGAAAAGUAAUAUCUUACUGUUAGUGUAGAAGCAUUUAUAGAAUAGUCUUUUAAAUUGAAACGUAUAAUUUAUAAUAGUUAAUAUUGUGAUUUUGAAGAAUAAUAAUUCUUACAUUUUUUGACAACAGCUGAAAAUGGUUUAAAUAAAUAAGAUUUAGGUAAGAAUAUUCAUUUAAUAUUUUUAGAUUAAAUGAAUUAUUAAUUAAAUUCUUAAGUCUUAAAUUAUGAAAUGUAGAGUUAAAGUUCAGAGAUUUUGUUUAGUUAAAGAGAAUGUAUUGUUAAUUAAAUUCCAAAAUCAGUUGAGGGUAGGUUUAUACAUUAUUAUUAAUAAGAUUAUAAAGAUGAUUUGAAUUUAAAUUAAGCAUAAUUUAUAUUUUAAGAUAAAAUUUAGAAUGAUAAAGAUUUAUUUGAAAAUUAAGAAAUAGGUGAUAAUCUUACAGCUUAAAGAUAAUCUAAUUAAUAAAAAAGUUCAAAAAUAUAUUAAUCAUCUAAAGAGUAAAGUAAAUAAGAUAAAUAUCUAAUUGAUGAAAAUACUUUAUAUAAAUGUAUGAUUUAGAAUAAUUCAAAAUAUGAACUCAAUCCAUUAUUUUUAUAAUUAGCAAUGAAUCAUCUUGCAUUUUCAAAAUUAUUGAUUACUGAAAAAAAAGAAUAAAAAGUUAAAAAUAAAUAUCUAAGCUUACUUGAUUAAAAGUAAGUCAAUAUGGCUAAAAUGAUGGGUUAUGAAUUCAUUUGUGUAAAUAAUGUUUAGUAAUAUAUUAUUUAUAUCAAAUAGGUAAUAAUAACAUUAUAUUAUCUAAAUAAACAAAGAGUUAUAUUAAUUUAAAUUAGUUAAUACUAAAUUGCAUAUCCAAAAUCAAAGAUUAUAUAUGUUAUUUGAAAUGGAUGAUUAAUCUUAUGAAUCUGAUUAAUAAUUCAUUUUAUUCUUAAGAGAAGCUAAUGUAAGGAAAAAUGAGAGUAUUGAAGAUAAGGUAUUGAAACAUUAAUCAGAAACUUUACAUUACAUAUACUAUUACUAUUGUUUUUUGAGUUAAGAAGAAGCUAAUUUAUAUUUAUCUUCUGCUGAAAGUAAUACAACAGAUAAUCAAUUAUAUACACUUAUGGAAUAAUUACUUAAAUUGAAUAUUAUUUUUGGUUUGAGUUAUGAGUUAAAAUAGGAUUGUCAAGAUUUUAUGAAGAAUAUUAGAAAAUCAGAUUAUUAAUUAUUCAUUUAUACUUAAAAUUAAUAGAUUUCAGCAACCUCUAUAUUAUAUUAAACUGAAUUAUUAUAAUAAAAUGAUUUAAUCUUUCAUUUUAAUUAAUCAAAUGAAGAAGAUUUGAGAGCCUACUUUAAAUAAUGUUUAGAAGAAUUUUCUAAUUAAUUUUCACAUGCUAGUAUCAAUAGUUCAAGAUAUAUCAAAAUAUCUAAUUAUAGUAUGUAAAAAUCAACUGAAAUGGAUCAUAUAGUAGAAAAAUCAAAAACAAAAAAAGUUGUUGUUAUUUUAAAUAAUUCUACUUGUUAAUAAAUAAUGGACAAUAUAUAUUUUUAAAAUCAUUUAAAAUUAUUACUUAAUUUUACUAAAGUAUUAUUUUUGUACUAAGCAACUUAAGAUUAAUUAAAUAUUAUUUAAGAAUUAUGGUGUACAUCAAAUAAAACAAUUAAUUUAAUAUAUGAAAAUUAAAGUUUAUUAAGAUGUGUAAAUGGAUGUUAACUAUAAAUAUUAUAAUUAUAAUAAUUUAGCUAGUUUAGAAAUUAAAAAUUUGGUAGAGUAGAUAAAAACAAUUUCUUUACAAAAUUAAGAUUAUCUUUGAGAUAAAGACUUAUUUAUGAAAAAUGUUAUUUUAAUGAAUUGUAAAUUAAUUCAAAUACAGAUGUAAUUAUUUAAGGUUUUAAAGAAUUGGAUAGAUUAUUAUUUUUUUAAAGUCCUUUAUUAAAAAUAUUGUUUAGAUCAUUAUAGUAAUAAACUAUCUAUAAAACAAUAACAUUUAUAUCUUAUUUUACUUUUGCUUCAAUCCUUUACACAUGGAAUACUUUAGAUUAAUAGAAUUAUUUGGUAUAAAUUAUAUUCUAUUUUUAUAUUUACUAAUUCUUUUUAUUUAGUAUCUAACAUUAUUAAUUUCUUGAUGAAUCAAAAAAAUUAAAAUAUAAUCGAGAUUAAUCUCUUUUACUUUAAAAAUAUUCUAAACAUAAAUCUGAAACUGAAAUAUAGAUAUUAAUAAUAAUUAAGAAUAUUUUAUAAGGAAUACUCAUUUCAUGUAUAUUCUUAUAUGAUAUUUAUCAAAAAGAAUUUUAUUUAUUCAUAUUUAUAUCAAUUAGUAUAAGCGAUUGGCUUUAUCUAAUAAUCAAUUUUGAAUGGAAAUUAAAAAUAAUAGUCUCUAGCAUUUUUUCACUUCUCUUUUAUAUAUACACUUUAAUAGAUUCUACAUAUAAUGAUGAAUGGUAAACUCAAAUAAAUACAUAAGAAAUCUUUUCAAUUAUUUUAGGAGUCUCAUUUAUGUUAAUUACUAAUAUAUUAUCUGAAUAUCUAUAAAAUUAUAGUUUAAAUGAUCUUCCUAAAAGAGAAGAAGAAUUUUUGUCUUAUUUAAAUUAUAUUCAUCUAAUUAGUGCACCUGCAUAAAAAAAAAAAUCUGUUACUAUUUUGUAAAAUAAAGUAAAUGAUCUCUUUGAUAACAUAGAGCAAGUGGAUUUGAGCAUCCAAAAAUGUAUUUACUUAUUAUAAAUUUUUUAGUAUUAUUAAAUGAACAAAAUUAUUAAAGUAGAUUUGGUUAAUGGACAUAAUAAAUUUUUCAUAAGGCAUAAACUAUUUUAAAAUGGAAAUAAAAAUAAACUAUUUAAUGUCUAUAAUUACUAUUUUAUAAUUGUACAUUUUUACUCAUUAUGUAUUUUUAUCAAGAUUACAAUUAUUUCUUUUUAGUAGAUUAUUUGAUAAUUUUUGGACUUCAAUCAAUUGUGUUUAUUUUAUUUACAUUUAUUCAAUUACCAACAAAUAGAUAACAAUAUCUAGAGUAUGCCAAAUUUAUUAUUGCAACAGCAUCAACAAUUUCUAUUCUUUUCACAUCAAAUAAUUCUAAUCAUAUUGGAUCUACUUUAUUUAUGUAGUAUUUUAUUACUUAUUAAUUAUCUAUCAAAUUUCAUCCAAUUUAUGAUUACAGAAUGUAUUUGGGAUCAUCCUUAAUAACAAUAAUUGGUUAUAUAAUUUGGUAUAUAAUAGAAAAUGAAUAUAAUGUUUCAUUCAUUAUUUCUAUCUUGUAAUUUAUUGUUUUGUUUUCAACAUCUCAAUAUUUUGUGAAGAGCUAUGUAAUAAUAUUAUUAUUAUAAAAUAUAGUAUAUAUUAUUAGAAGAAGAUUAGGCUUAAAAUAAAUUAAAUUUCAUUGAGUAAAAUAAUAAAAUUAAUGAUAUACUUGGAAUUUUGUUACCAAAAUUUAUAAGAGAUAGAUUAAAUGAAAGUAUAUUAUGUUAAAUUAAUAAUUAUAGCUGAUUAAUAUAACAUUCAUUAAAACUAAGGGUUAGUAGCAAUUGUAUUUUGUGAUAUUUGUAAUUUUGAUUAAAUGGUCAUAGAAGAAAAAGAUAAAAUUAUUCCAUUUUUGGAUGAUAUUUUUAGAACUUUUGAUAAAUUCUGUUAAAUUUAUGGAGUUUAAAAAAUAGAAACAGUUGGAAAAACUUAUUUGGCUUCAGCUGGAUUAAAGGCUUGUGAAUAAGAAUUAACAUAUUUGUCUUAGGUUGACCCUGUUUAAAGAGCAUUAAAUUUGGCUGAAUAAAUGAUGAAUUAUAUAAGAUCAAAAUAGUAAGAAUUUAUUAUAAUUAUUAAGAUGGGGUACUUAAGGUUAAUAAUUAAUUGGGAAAAUAGGAAUUCAUUAUGGAGGAGCAAUUAGUGGAGUUAUAGGUUAUCAUAAACCUUAAUUUUCAUUAAUUGGUGAUACUGUUAAUACUACAAGUAGAGUAUGCUCAACAGGAUUAGAGGAUACAAUAACUUUAUCAGAAUAAGCAUUUGAUUAAAUUAAAAAUGAAAAUAUUGAAUUUGAAAUUAGAAAUAUAGAAAUGAAAGGUUUGGGUAUUAGACCAACUUAUAUAUUUAAAUGUAAGAUAUAAAAUAAAGAUAAUACUUAUCCCAUGCAAUACGAGCAGGAUUUAUAAAGUAGGGAUGCAAGAAGCAACUAUGUUGUAAGAAAGAAUCCUGAAUUAUUGAAAAAAAACUUAAAGAAAAGAAAAACUAUAUUGACUUAAAUAGAUACUAUGAAUCAAAAAAGAGAAUUAAUAUAAGAUAAAGGCACUCAUAAUGUGUUUGGUAUCAAACCUACUGAUCCUGCGAUUUAUUAAUCUUAUGAUGAGAAAUCAGAAUAAUCAAUUCAAUUAUUAUCAAAACAAGGUACUGAAGAUAAAUAGAAAAAAUAAUAAUCUUUAUAAUUACCAAGUACAUUUAAGAGAUUAGUAACAAUGUUGUAGAAUAGAUUUCAAUUAGAAAAUUAUGAACCAGAAAUCGAUGAAAUGAUAGAUUAUGAAUAAUUAUUGGUAUCGUUUAUGUAAUUAAUUAGAGAAUGUUAUUUUAUUAAAGAAUGAAUAUACUUUAGAACAUAACUUAAUAAAAGAAAUAUCAUUUCUUUAAUUAUUAGAGAUUUCUUAUUAUAAGAAACAAAUGAAUUAGUUUAUAAGUUAUGAUUAAUAUAUGGAAUUUGUGAAAUUUUAAUCUAAGAAUCAAACAAUUUAUAAUUUAAGGUUGUAUACCUUAUAUUAUAUGAUUAAAUAAUUUUGUUAGAUAUAAUUCUACAAUGAUUAUAAUAUAAUAGUUAUUGUAUUAUAAUGGUUUUGCUGCAUAUUAAACUUAAUUCAAUUUUUAAUAAAUAGGAAACCCUAUUUUAAUAAAUGGAAGAUACUAAUACAAAUUUUAUUAUUUUGUUAAGUUUUAUUAGCAGGGAUAGUUAUUGUUUUAGAAGAGAGUAAUGAAUUAAAAAAUGUUCAUGUAUAUGAAAUCAUUUUCAUUUAAUGUAUAUUUUGUAGUGUAUAGAUUCUAAGUUUUUGGGUAAAAGUUUUAUUUUGUUUUUUCAACUUUUUUUACUCAAUAAUAAUCAUUAGUAUUGAUGGAACAUAAUUAAUUAGCAUAUUUUUUUUAUUCGUUAGCUCAAUGUAUAAUUUAACUUUGAUAUUAUUCAUUGAACAAUAAUAAGUAGGUUGUUUUAAUUAAAAACAUAUUUUUAAAACUCAACAGUAAAAAGAAUCAUAACUGCUAUAGUAUUUAUUACCAAAACAUAUUUUAAAUAAAUUUUUGGAUGAUAGAAUUAAUAAUAUAGGAAUUUGUGAUAAAUUAGAUAAGUUAACAAUUUUAUUUGCUGACAUUGCUGGUUUUACUGAAUAUUCAAGUAAAGUUAAACCAGAAGAAGUAUUAAUUAUGUUAAAAAAUUUGUUUGUGGAAUUUGAUCGAAAAUGUUGUGAAUUAAAUGUCUAUAAAUUAUAUACAAUAGGAGAUUGUUAUGUUGCAAUUGGCAUGAUUGAUUAUAAUAAUAGAAAUCCUUAUUAAGAAGCAAAGAAUAUAGUAGAUUUAGCUUUUGAGAUGAUUAAAAUUAUAACUUAAGUAAGAAAAUAAAUUAAUUUUGAUGGCUUAAAUAUGAGAAUAGGAAUUCACACUGGAUCUGUUUUUGGAGGAGUAAUGGGCACUGAUAUUGUGAGAUAUGAUAUCUAUGGUCCAGAUGUGCUUAUUGCAAAUAAAAUGGAAUCAAAUGGAGUUAAAGGUUUUGUGCAUGUUAGUUAAGAAACUAAAGCAUACUUAGAAUAAGAUUAUGAUGAUCUUUUUAAUUUUGAAUUGCAUACAACAAUAGAUCUUAAAACAAUUAAAAGAUAGAUUGAAGGAUUUCUAGUAUAUAAAUUAGAAUAAGAUCAUUUUCCAGAAGAAGAAGAUUAAUUUUUAAGUUCCUGA
This is a messenger RNA of Paramecium primaurelia, 7431 nucleotides long. NCBI's taxonomy places the organism in Eukaryota, Ciliophora, Oligohymenophorea, Peniculida, Parameciidae. The record is from the annotation of a GenBank genome assembly.